UAUGAUAAAGUAGAUUUCUACGAUUUAAGAUAUCAUAACCUUAACGACAAAUCUAGCCCGAUCAAAGAUCGUCUGCACUCUAUUCAUAUAUAGUAGUGAGUGGAUCAAAUUGCGUAUAAUUAUUAAUAUUUUUUAUUGUAUAUCAAAAAUCUAAUAAGCAAAAUGAUUCGAAUGGGAUUCAGAGCAAUCUAUAAAACAGCAAGCACGAGAACGUUUGCUAGUGCUCCAGCUCAAGAAAAAUCUGUUAUUUCCACAAGCUUCAAAGUUCAGGACAGUAAUGAUUUUGUGGAAAGAGUAAAGAACUCCAAAGUUCCAGUCAUUGUUGACUUUUUUGCUACAUGGUGCAAUCCAUGCAGAUUGUUAACACCCCGAAUUGAACAAGUUGUUGCUGAAAAACAAGGCAAAAUAAUUUUGGCUAAGGUAGACAUUGAUGAAAAUUCAGAUUUAGCGUUAGAUUAUGAUGUCGGUUCUGUUCCAGUACUCAUGGUUAUGAAAGAUGGAAAAAUUUUAGACAAAAUGGUUGGAUUACAAGAUACUGACAAACUUAAAAAGUUUGUUGACAAAUAUGUUAGUUCCUAAUUUUUAUAGGCAUAUUGUUUAACUAAGUAACAAAAUCAUUGAUAGAAUAUCAGCUUUAAACUGUAAAAAAGUAUUGUAUUACUUGUAAUAAGAAUGAUAAUAUUUGAAAAAAAAAUCACUUUCUUUACUUUUAUAAAAUAAAUUCAAUCAUAUAUGAUAACCUUGAAUAAACUGUA
This is a messenger RNA of Phymastichus coffea, 755 nucleotides long. Its product is annotated as thioredoxin, mitochondrial-like. NCBI's taxonomy places the organism in Eukaryota, Metazoa, Arthropoda, Insecta, Hymenoptera, Eulophidae. The transcript has 4 exons. Gene Ontology annotation, cellular component: cytoplasm. The record is from RefSeq and is a predicted model, not a curated record. Bases 163 to 579 code for a protein of 138 amino acids. Gene Ontology annotation, molecular function: oxidoreductase activity, acting on a sulfur group of donors, disulfide as acceptor; protein-disulfide reductase activity.